AUGGAGAACCAUUUUCCAAACUGGGACUAUCACACUAGUUCCAUCAUUGAAGGUCUUGUCUUAGUUAUGUGGAGAAGAUUGUUUGUUAAAACCAUUAUUUUAGAGGAAUCCUCUCAAGCAGUUCAUUGUCAGGUGAAGAUGUUGGGUUUGCAGCAGGAAUUUGGGGUCACAUUUGUUUAUGGUCUUAAUUCGAUUGAGGGUAGGAGGUGUCUUUGGGAAGGGUUACAGAGACCUUAUCACAUGCCUAAAGCCUGGAUUUAUCUUGGUGAUUUUAAUGCCCCUCUUUCAGGUAAGGACAGAGUUGGAGGCAAGGUUGUUUCAGACUCAGAAUUACAUGACCCUUUAAAUUGGUCGGCAGGUGCUCAGGUUGAACCUCUUCGGGGUAUUGGCUCUUAUUUCACAUGGUCUAAUAACCAAGAGGGUGCCGCAAGGAUAUAUUCAAAAAUUGACCAUGUUUUGAGCAAUGAAAAGUGGCUGGAUCUGUUCUCUAAAUCUACAGCAAUUUAUAGAUGGGAAGGCAUCUCUGAUCACUAUUCUUGUCUGGUUAGUUUUCAAAAUUCUGAGCAGUUGGGUUCCAAAAAUUUUCACUAUUACAACUACUGGGCAGAGCACAAGGAUUUCAAUGAUUUGGUUUUAAAAAGCUGGAGAGGCCCAAUUACAGCUUAUGGUAUGAAUGCAAUUUUUCUUAAGUUGUUGAGGCUUAAGCACUGUCUAAAAAAAUUUAAUAAGGACCGAAUAGGAGAUUUACAAGCUAAUUAUCAUAAGGCCAAGGAUGCUUAUCAAGUUGCUCAGUUGCAAGCUCAAGCUCACCCCCUUGAUUCUUGCUAUCAAGAGGCUGAGAGGACUGCAGCAGGGGAGUUUUCUGUUCAGGAGAGUCCAAGUUCAGCUUCAGGCAGGGUUAAUUUGCAGCAUAUUGACUUAGGUCUGAAGCUUUCAGUUGAGCAGCAAGCUUCGCUUUUGAGACCUUUCUCUAAGAAGGAAAUUCAGGAGGCUUUAUUUAGUAUUCCUAAUACUAAAUCCCCAGGUCCUGAUGGGUAUGGUUCUGGCUUCUUUAAAGCUGUCUGGAGUAAGAUAGGUGAGGAGGUUUGCUCGGCUAUCUCUUACUGUUUUGAAUCUGGCAAUUUCCCUUCUAAGCUUCAUGAAACAACCAUUUCUUUGAUUCCUAAGAUUGCUAAUCCUUCUAGGGCUGUCGACUAUAGGCCAAUAGCUUGUUGUUCCACACUGUAUAAAUACAUGGCUAAGUUGAUUUGA
Messenger RNA from Humulus lupulus (European hop), 1251 nucleotides. RefSeq lists its product as uncharacterized. The record is from RefSeq and is a predicted model, not a curated record. Bases 1 to 1251 code for a protein of 416 amino acids. NCBI's taxonomy places the organism in Eukaryota, Viridiplantae, Streptophyta, Magnoliopsida, Rosales, Cannabaceae. The transcript has 2 exons.